CCCUCUCCAGGCGCUCCCCGGCGGGCGCCGAGUUCCCGCGGACGCUUCGGCAGGACGCGCGGCGCCGAGAUGCAGGCGAUGGACCUGCGCACCCGGCGGCCCCCGCGCAGCCCCGCGGCGAGUGUCGGACGCGUCCGCCCGGGCCCCGCAGGCAGCAGUUCGUGUCCACAGCUCACUGUCGAGCCCCCGUGCCUGAGAGGCGGCAUCCCUGCUCUCGUUAACCGGAAUGCAGCGGGGCAGCAGGCUCAGAGGCUAAAUGGAAACCCACCAGCAAGACUCCCCGCGGCGAGCCCAAAGCCACAAGUGCCUCCAAAGCCUUUGCACCUGCAGAGUCCUCUCCGCUCUGCGCGCACAGCCCCGCCCAGAGCCGCGCCCGGCAUGGAGCAGCUGCGGCCCAGCCCGGUCCGCGUGCCGCAGGACAAGCCCAGCAAGGUGUCGGAUCUCAUCAGCCACUUCGAGGGCGGCAGCUCAUUGUCGAGUUACAGUGACGUGAGGAAGGACUCGGCGGUGACGCUCAGCUCCCCCAGGACUCCGGGCAGGCGGGGGGUGAUAGCACCCCCACACAAGGCCCCCGUCCAGUUCCCGCCUCCUAAGCAGGGACAUGACGUGGAGCCCGCGGCGGCGGCACAGACUUGCAUGGCCAAUGGGGUGAUGGCGGCGCCCGGCCCAGCGCAGUGGGAGGUGCAGAGGACUGCCCUGCCCUGCCCCGCGGUGCCGGGCCCGGGGGCUGAAGCCUUGGCCCGGGGGAACGUGAUGAACGGAGAGAGGGGACAGAUGGCGGCCAGUCCCGUGUCCCCCAAGGUCCACGAGGACACUGGUGCUUUCCGCGGAGACCCAGGGCUGCCCCCCAAGAAGGAGGCCUGUGCGGAGCCCCAGACAGGGAGACCCCAGGGGGAGAGCCCAGUGCAGCCAAGCAAGCAGAACCAGCAGGACCAGCAGAACCAGCAGGACCAGCAGGACCAGCAGAACCAGCAUAACCAGCAUAACCAGCCCGACCAGCUGGACCAGCAGAACCAACAGAACCAGCCCGACCAGCUAGACCAGCAGGACCAACAGGAGGAGAAGGAGGAGGAGGAAGAAGAGCAGCAGCAGCAGCAGCAGCAGCAGCAGCAGCAGCAGCAGCUAGAACCCCGGGACCAGCAGAACCAGCAGAACCAGCAGGACCAGCAGGACCAGCCCCACCAGCCUGAGCAGCCCCUAGAGCUGAAGGAGACGGAUGAGCAAAAGCUUCACAAGAUAGCCACCGAACUUCUGCUCACCGAGAGAGCUUAUGUCAGCCGACUCAACCUCCUGGACCAGGUAUUUUACUGCAGACUGUUGGAUGAAGCAAACCGAGGCUCGUUUCCCGUCGAGGUGGUGAAUAAAAUCUUCUCUAAUAUCUCGUCCAUCAAUGCCUUCCACAGUAAAUUCCUCCUUCCUGAACUGGAGAAGCGAAUGCAGGAGUGGGAGACCACCCCGAGAAUCGGCGACAUCCUGCAGAAGCUGGCGCCCUUCCUGAAGAUGUACGGGGAGUACGUGAAGGGCUUCGACCACGCCACAGAGCUGGUCAAGAGCACGAUGGAGCGCAGCCCCCAGUUCAAGGCGGUGGUGGACGACAUCCAGAGCCAGAAGGUGUGCGGGAGCCUGAGUCUGCAGCACCACAUGCUGGAGCCCGUGCAGCGCGUGCCCCGCUACGAGCUGCUCCUGAAGGACUACCUGCGCAAGCUGCCUCCCGACGCCCCCGACUGGGCCGACGCCAAGAAGUCGCUGGAGAUCAUCUCCACGGCAGCGAGUCACUCCAACAGUGCCAUCCGGAAGAUGGAGAAGCUGAAGAAGCUGAUGGAGGUGUACGAGAUGCUGGGCGAGGAAGAGGACAUCGUGAACCCCACCAACGAGCUCAUCAAGGAGGGGCAGAUCCUCAAACUGGCGGCGCGGAACACGUCCGCUCAGGAGCGCCACCUCUUCCUGUUCAACAACAUGCUUCUCUACUGCGUGCCCAAGUUCACCCUGGUGGGCUCCAAGUUCACCGUGCGGACGCGGGUGGGCGUCGACGGCAUGACCGUGGUGGAGACGCACAAUGAGGAGUACCCACACACCUUCCAGGUGUCCGGCAAGGAGAGGACCCUGGAGCUGCAGGCCAGCUCCGAGCAGGACAAAGAGGAGUGGAUCAAGGCCCUGCAGGAGACCAUCGACACUUUCCAGCAGAGGCACGAGACCUUCCGGAGUGCCAUCGCCAAGGACAGUGACGGCCCCACCGAGGUCUCGCACGCCGAGCUGGGGAAGAGAGCCCCACGCUGGAUCCGCGACAACGAGGUCACCAUGUGCAUGAAGUGCCGGGAACCUUUCAACGCACUCACGCGGCGCAGGCACCACUGCCGGGCGUGUGGACACGUGGUCUGCUGGCGGUGCUCAGACUACAAGGCGCAGCUGGAGUACGACGGCGGGAAGCUCAGCAAGGUCUGCCGGGACUGCUUCCUGCUCAUCAGCGGCUGCUCGGACGGCGAGGGCAGGAAGAGGAGAGGCAUCCUGGAGAUCGAGUCUGCGGAAGUCUCCGGAAACAGCGUGGUGUGCAGCUUCCUGCAGUACAUGGAGAAGUCGAAGCCGUGGCAGAAAGCGUGGUGUGUGAUCCCCAAGCAGGACCCCCUGGUGCUGUACAUGUACGGCGCCCCCCAGGAUGUGAGGGCCCAGGCCACCAUCCCACUGCUGGGCUACAUGGUCGCCAACCUGCCGGGCUGCGCCGACCUGCCACACGCCUUCAAGCUGACGCAGUCCAAGUCCGUGCACAGCUUUGCCGCGGACAGCGAGGAGCUGAAGCAGAGGUGGCUGCAGGUCAUUGCCCUGGCGGUCCGUGGGGAGAUGCCGGAGGGGCCGGGCGAGCAGCCGGAUGCCGGGGAGGAGCCGCCCGAGCCGCGCCAGAGACCGGAAUGCUGAGCCCCAACACGGCCGGGCCCCCUCGCCUCCGAGCACUUUACAUUGGAAGCACAGAUCCCGGGUCGGUCCGUGGGGCCUGCGCUGGGCCAGGGUGAGCACCAGGGAGGGAGCCUGGCGCGGGGCGCAGGCGCUCCACCGGCCGUCGCGCCUUGGGCGGUGCGGGGCUCCGAGACCCGGUGCUGACGCAGGCGCCGUCCACCCUCCCAGGCGAGGCGGAGGGUGAGGGUGGGCUGUGUCAGGUCUGCGCCAGGAGGCGAUGCUUGUUGUCACAGGAAGCCUGAGCUGCCUGGGCAUAGAGCGAUUGCGUGUACGUUGUAUCACAUAUAAAUAUAUGUACAGACUCUCCGUGCUCCCCAGCGCUAGGUUCCUAUCUGCCUCUAAUUUAUUUUCAAAUACAAAGCAUGAUUACCUUGGA
Messenger RNA from Sorex araneus (European shrew), 3325 nucleotides. RefSeq names its product FYVE, RhoGEF and PH domain containing 4 (gene FGD4). The transcript is spliced from 17 exons. The coding region runs from base 70 to 2910 and encodes 946 amino acids. Gene Ontology annotation, cellular component: cytoplasm. NCBI's taxonomy places the organism in Eukaryota, Metazoa, Chordata, Mammalia, Eulipotyphla, Soricidae. The record is from RefSeq and is a predicted model, not a curated record. Gene Ontology annotation, biological process: filopodium assembly; cytoskeleton organization. Gene Ontology annotation, molecular function: guanyl-nucleotide exchange factor activity; metal ion binding.